UAAAGAUCUGAGCUGUCUUCACUCAAUCUGCCUUCAAAAACAUCGAUUUUCAUCAUGAUAUGUUGAACUAAACUUCCAGAUAAUAGGCUUGGUUGAUCUGUAUGAUGUAUACAGAUAUCUUGAUUUAUAACGAGUACUUUAUCGCCAGUCAAUUUCUCAAAAUAUUGCAAAAACGAAUCAUCCAAAGCUUGAAGAACCCAAAAGUGUAAUAUUACAAACUAACAGGAUGUCGCAGGCUGAAGUUGAUCUACGGGCAAGGACCGAUAUGACCAGAAACCAAUGGUCAAAUGUACCAGGUCCAGACGUUGGUCAGAACACAGCAGUUUCUGUAUCCCAGGCGUCCCAUGUCCAAGCUCAACAUCAGAAUGAAAUGUCAGCAAGUGCAACGCCCUCAGUGCAAGGAUUGGAGCAGGUCGCUCUGACUUCCCCGACAGGUAACCCAGGUACAAGUACAAGUUCGGAUGAAGCACCACCACAGGCACAAUCGGUUAUUUAUCAGUGUCAGCACUGCUCGUUGAUGUUCGUGACUGAAGCCGAGAUACGCGUGCAUCUGCAAAGUCAUCUAGCACCCAAAACAUUGAAAGAAACCGAUCAGAGGCAGUUGACAAAACAUCCCCACGUCAAGAAAAAUAAACAAAUCGACAAAGAGAAACAAGCGCAUGUCUUUCUGACAAUGAACCCUCUGAAAAAAUUCGAAUGCAGAUACUGUCUGGAAAGUUUCCAAGACCUCGAAGACUUGGAAUCGCACAAACUUAUUCAUAUGACCGACGAAUUCGAAUGUCUCACCUGUGGCAAAUUUUUCUCGGCGAAAACCGCCUUAACUUUACACGAGCGUGUUCAUACAGGAGAAAGACCAUUCGCUUGUAAGAAAUGUGGAAAAGCAUUCGCACAACAUCAGCAUUUAGUUUACCAUGAGAUGUCGCAUACUGGUGAGAAGCCGCACUCCUGUCUCGUUUGUGACAAAAGAUUUGUCCACCAGGCGGCUCUCAAUAUGCACAUGCGCACUCAUACGGGUGAGAAACCAUACGCGUGUGAUCUUUGCGGGAAACGGUUCAAGCAGCGCCAGCAUCUUUUGUAUCAUGGACAAACACACAUGACGACGAAAAACUUUCAUUGUGACGAAUGCGGGAAAGAUUUCUCGCACGCGUCCUCGUUGAAAACCCAUCAGAAAAUUCACGCCGGAGUCCGGCCUUUUGAGUGCAGCAUCUGCAAUAAGAAGUUUAUACAAAAACAGCAUAUGUUGUAUCACAUGGGUAUUCAUACGGGUGAAAAACAAUUCAAAUGCAACUUGUGUGAGAAGAGCUUUGUUCAUAAUGCGGCAUUGAAGGCGCACAUGCGUAAUAAUCAUUCGGACAGCUUUACCGAUUUUACGUGUGACAUUUGCCAACGUGAGUGCGCGAAUUUGUCAUCCUUGCAGUCCCAUUUCCGACUUCACUCAGGAGAACGGCCAUUUUCUUGUUCGCUUUGUGAGAAAAGCUUCACGCAGAAACAGCAUUUGGAGUAUCACAUGGUGACGCAUACAGGUUUGAAGAAGAUCCAAUGUCGGCUCUGCCAGAAACGUUUCAUUCACAAGUCUGCGUUCAAAACGCAUAAUAAUAAUAAACAUGACGGUGAAGGAACGUUUAGCGUGGAUUGUCUAAAAUGUGGAUUAGCUUUUGAUGACGAAAUAAUGUUGAAGACGCAUCCAUGUCGAAAGUUCGAUGAGGAGGAGCAUAAUGCUUCUGAAACUGUGAUAUCGAAUCUUGCGUCCUCAGGUCCUGAAGAUUCUGAACCUGCAAGUUCUUUGUCGUUGAAUACAUCCAGCCAGUCUGGUGAAAGCCAUUCUGAGGGCGCGCCACAGCCUUGCGGGAUUAUGGAAACUGAUGCUUCGCUGUGUUCCGAAUGUGGUAAAUUCGAAAAGGACCAUGUGGGUUCUCAUGUCUGUGUUAACUUCUGCAAAAUCAAAGAGAUAACAAAAUGCAAAAACCCUGAGCCCACAGAGAGUGAGGCCACUUCCAACAAGACUGAACAGACACCAGUCAAAUCUGUAAGAAUACAAGAACCAGAAAACUUGGACAGAAAGUCUGGGAAAAGUGUAAAGAAACUUGGAAAAAGUUCCACAAAAGCUAUAAAAAGUCCUUGUGAAUCAGCUUCCACCAAGAGAAGUCUAGGUAAAUCAGGGGAGGUUCCACCACCGAAAGUGAAAAAGUCUCGAAAGUCGUCAAAACCCAAACAGGUUGUUCCCACAUGUACUACGAGUGCCAAUGUCUGUGCGGCUGACUCUGCAAUGUCUUACAAGUGUCUUGACUGUGGGUCGACCUUUGUGGAUGUAAGCGACCUAAUCACACAUGUCCAUUCUCAUGCUAAAAAGCCACAGGAGCCAGCACCACCCAAAAAAUCUGCUGUCGAUUCUGAAAUUGAUGAUAAAAGUUCAGACUCUAAUUCUAUGGACAGGACGGGUGAAUUCGAAUGCCCUGAGUGUGAGGAAAAAUUUUCUAGGAUGUCUGUCCUACAUGCACAUUUGAGGAAGCAUUCAGUUGAGCAGCCUCUUUUGGCAAGUUAAGUGCUGCUGCUCAAGAUACAUCAUAGCUAGACCACAUUCGAAAGUCGGCCAUGAUAACAAAUGCCCAAAACAUGAUACACCUGUACACAAUGGUACAGGUAGGACAUGUAUUGCGCAUUUGUUAUUGGAAGAGGAUGAACACAGCAUGCUGUGUAUGCAACAGACAAUAGUUUUAUAUUCACAGCAUUUUAUAUUAAUAGUCAUUAGGCUCGUUAUAAAGCCCCACCUCCGAUUUUAUGCUACCUGCUGUGAAUCCUAGCAACAUUUUCUCUUGAAUACACAACAUGCUGUGAAUACAAUGUACAGGCACGCGCAUUGUCUAGAGUACACAGCAGACUUCGCCGGCUGGAGAAAAUUGUUUUGGCCAUAUGGCACACGUGCCAUCCAAAAACCGGGGCUCCAUAUGCCUUAGAUUUACUUGGGGGUCAUAGCCAGAUGUAGAAUGGGGUCAGAAAAAUCACAACGGGACCAUUUUUUCUCCAGCUGACAUCAUCGAUGACGCGGUUAUGUUAAUUCGCCUCUGCUGUGCAUGCAACCAACUUGUUCCUGGGUACACAGCAGUCUGCUGUGUACAUAGCCACUCAUUUGUUAUUACUCACUAGCAGUAUAACCUCUUUAUUAAGGACACUCUUGGGACUGACAAAUACUGUUCUUAACGGAGAGGUGUCCUGAUUACAGUGGUCGAUUUCAAAUGGAAACGACCAUUUUAGGACCAUAUGCAGUGCCCUUAUAAAAUGGUGUCCGCCAAGGGGGCUCCACUCACUGUACAUAAAGUCCAAUGAUGGCCACUAUUGUAGUUGAUAGAUAUCAUUCUAUAAACCCAUAACUUUUACUUUGUCACAUACAGGGAUAAUUUCAUUGAAUUUAAAUUUAAUCAAUUAAGAUCAACAUUGAUGAAAAGACGAUAGUGUGUUGAAAAGACAGAUUGACUUAAAUAAAUAAGACUGGUGACCCAAGACAAAAAAAUUGCCUUUUCACCUUUCGUCUUCGAUUUCAUAGUUGUCAUACUGUCUGUGAGGGUUAUGAUUUAUUCCACCACUGUAUGCUUCUUAUGUAGCCAGUUCUACCGCAUCCUCAAUGGUGUACAUAAUGUAUGAAGUUUAAAGAGUUUGUGUUCUUUUUCAUCUUAUUAGCUUUUCACUCCUCAAGAAUGGCAGUGGUCUUCUGUGAAUGAAGACUAUGGAUAUGAAUGGCAAAAAAGAUGCCAUUCCGCAUUCCAGGUUUGGGAAUAACCAAUACUUGGAAACUACUUCACACUCACACAU
This is a messenger RNA of Lineus longissimus, 3807 nucleotides long. RefSeq names its product oocyte zinc finger protein XlCOF6-like. The record is from RefSeq and is a predicted model, not a curated record. NCBI's taxonomy places the organism in Eukaryota, Metazoa, Nemertea, Pilidiophora, Heteronemertea, Lineidae. Gene Ontology annotation, cellular component: nucleus. Gene Ontology annotation, molecular function: RNA polymerase II transcription regulatory region sequence-specific DNA binding; DNA-binding transcription factor activity, RNA polymerase II-specific. The coding region runs from base 227 to 2542 and encodes 771 amino acids. The transcript is spliced from 2 exons. Gene Ontology annotation, biological process: regulation of transcription by RNA polymerase II.